This is a messenger RNA of Sphaerulina musiva SO2202, 593 nucleotides long. RefSeq lists its product as uncharacterized. NCBI's taxonomy places the organism in Eukaryota, Fungi, Ascomycota, Dothideomycetes, Mycosphaerellales, Mycosphaerellaceae. The record is from RefSeq and is a predicted model, not a curated record. The transcript has a single exon. Bases 36 to 539 code for a protein of 167 amino acids.
UCCAAACCUACCUCCAAGCUUCUCCGCAACAACAAAUGCAAAUGCGAUACUUGCUAGCCGCGCAGCAACGACGUGCAGCCAUGGGUGGCCGUUGUGGCGGUACUACUACUAGUAGUAGAGGAGAAUGUACAAAUCCCCAGCAACAGCAGCAGCAACAGCAACAGCCACAGCAAGCGAGUAGUAGAUCAAUGAGCAAUAGCGGCGACAGUAACAGUGGAAGCCGUAUAAAUCCCAUGCAGCAACAACAGCAACAAGCUCUAAGAGCAAUGCAAGGAGGUAAUAAUAGUUACACCUACGGCAUGCAUCCCCUAGCAGGCAUAACGACGGGUGGAUCUGGAUCUGGUGCUGGUGGAUACAAUUCCCCAACAAGCAUAAUCGGCGGUAGGAUGUUGAAUCCUUUUAUGAUGCAGCAGCAGCAGCAGCAGCGGCUACAGCAGCAGUGGCUACAGCAGCAGUGGCUACAAUUACAGGUAUUGUUGGCUGCUGCUAUGUAUGGAGAUGAGGGCGAUGAUGAGGAUGAGGAUGGCUAUUACUACUAAGGUAGUAGGGGUGGUUCGUUAUGAUUCCAGCAGCAGCAGCAGCAGAAUAUUGGA